Molecule: messenger RNA, 774 nt
Organism: Neltuma alba
Lineage: Eukaryota; Viridiplantae; Streptophyta; Magnoliopsida; Fabales; Fabaceae
Product: LOB domain-containing protein 22-like
Exons: 1
Coding region: 1-774 (257 amino acids)
Source: RefSeq, a predicted model, not a curated record
AUGAACGUUCGGAAUAACAACAAUAAUAAUACCAGUAACCACCAUAACAACAACAAUAACCAGGCUUGUGCUGCUUGUAAGUACCAACGUAAGAAGUGUGCUCCUGACUGUAUUCUCGCUCCUUAUUUCCCUCACGAUCGACAACGUCAAUUCCUCAACGCCCAUAAGUUGUUUGGUGUCCGGAACAUCACCAGAAUCAUCGAAAACCUCGACCCUCACAGUCGCAACGAAGCCAUGCGAAGCAUCAUAUAUCAGUCCGACAUGCGAGCCGCCGACCCUGUUGGAGGUUGUUACAGGCACAUUCAAGAACUUGUCGCCCAGAUUCAAUACCAUGAGGCUGAACUCGAGCUUAUUCUUCAACAACUUGCUGUAUUUCGUGCCCAGGCUCGCCAUCAUCAUCAUCUUCAUCGGCAUUCUCAUCCUCAAGAGAUUGUUGACACUACUCCAGAUCAUUUGUAUAGCCCUAAUAUUGCAGCAGUAUUGCCAUCACCAGUUUCUCAUUACCAGUAUAUUCAACAGCAACAACAAGAGCCGACGAUGAAUAUGAUGGUAGUUAAUAAGGAUCAUCACCAUCAUCAGAGUAAUAAUAAUAAUUUGCAGGACGAUGUUAAUUAUUGGGUUUCGCAGGAUUCAAUGUCUUUGUCGUCUUUGUCGUUGCAGAACAAGAAUGGCGGGGAUGAACAAAGUGGUUAUGUGGGUGAUGAAUUGUAUAAUGAUCAUAAGUCGUCGUCUUCUUCGUCUAUGCUUGAUAUUCAUCGUGAUGACAGGUUUUGA